Messenger RNA from Nerophis lumbriciformis (worm pipefish), 1218 nucleotides. NCBI's taxonomy places the organism in Eukaryota, Metazoa, Chordata, Actinopteri, Syngnathiformes, Syngnathidae. The record is from RefSeq and is a predicted model, not a curated record.
AUGGACGAGGACGUGAAGAAAGAAGGAAACGUUUACCUUCAGCACCACCGCUUUGGAAAGAGGUGGAAGAGCAUGUGGUGCGUGCUGUUCAGGGAGAGUUCCUCAUCCAUCUCUCGCCUGGAAUUGUGGGAAAUCAAAGACGGUGGCGGCGGCGGCGGCGGCGGCGAAAAGAAGCAAAGGAGCGGGCGUAAACGCACCAAGGUGAUCCGUUUGUCCGACUUGGUCCGCGUGAGCGCCGACGUCCGCGUGGAGGCGUGUCCCGCCGACUCCGCCCCGUUCCUGCUGGAGACGGCGGAUAAGGUGGUGGUGCUGGCGGCCCGCGCCGAUCACGUGGCGCACUGGACCGCCGCGCUCUGCCAGAUGGCCUUUCCCGUGAGCUGGGAAGAACAACAAAAACAAAAGCCGGAAGAAGAAGGCAUGCGGGACAACGCUUUGUACAGCAGCGCCACCGAUGUAGGCAGUGACUUCCAGGUACGCGUGCGUCCCACUUCCUGGUCCGAGCGUUGCGGCCUGCGGGGCGACGUGGUUUUGAGAGCUUCGGCGGACGCGCUCCACCUGCUGGACGCUCGAGGCGCCACGCUGCUGAGUUGGCCCUACAGAUUCUUGCGACGCUUCGGCCGUGACAAGUCCCGCUUCUCGGUGGAGGCGGGUCGUCGUUGCGCGUCCGGCGAAGGCAACUUUGAGUUUGACACCAAAGAAGGUCACGCCCUAUUCCGAGCGGUGGAGGCGGCCAUCGGCCUCCAGCGGGCUCGGGGGACGGGCGUGAGGCGGGACCCCUCCCGCAAGGCCAACCUGCCGCCCUUGCCGCCGACGCCGCGGGGCCACCGCUCGCCGCCCUCCGCCGCCCAGGUCAGUACAUACGGUCGCGUCCCGACGCGGGCGAGUGACGGCGCGUGCGGUCCGACCCGUCAGGUAGCGACGGGAUUGGGCGACCUGGCGCUGGACGCGGACGCCGCGUAUUCGCGGGUCUCCUCGCCGACGUACGCGGACGCCGCGUACUCGCGGGUCUCCUUGCCGACGUACUCGGAAGCGACGGGAAUCCCCGGCCGGAGAGCCGAACACAUUUACGACGAGCCCCGGGCGGGAGGGUCGGCGGCCUCCGAGUACGACGCCCCGGAAGAGCUGAGGGGCGAGGCUUGGCAAGUCAUGGCCGCCCCCGACCAUCUUGGACACGGCGUCUACACGGUCCCCAAGCGAGCGGAAAAAAGCGCGCCGUGA